Molecule: messenger RNA, 1011 nt
Organism: Chanos chanos (milkfish)
Lineage: Eukaryota; Metazoa; Chordata; Actinopteri; Gonorynchiformes; Chanidae
Gene: rsu1
Product: Ras suppressor protein 1
Exons: 9
Coding region: 82-915 (277 amino acids)
Cellular component (GO): cytoplasm
Molecular function (GO): protein binding
Source: RefSeq, a predicted model, not a curated record
AACUGAGUAGAUAUAGCUGGUGAAGGGAUUUUACCCUUUUUUGUUUUACGUUUUUAUACGUUCAUUCCUUUUGAUUAGAAAAUGUCUAAGUCUUUGAAGAAAAUAGUGGAGGAGAGUAGAGAGAAAAAUAUCCCUGAGGUGGAUAUGUGCGACCGGGGAAUAUCGAACCUACUGGACAUUCCAGGGCUCUUCACCUUGUCCAACAUAACUCAACUCGUCCUGAGCCACAACAAGCUCACAACUGUUCCUCCAAACAUUGCUGACCUGAGGAAUUUGGAGGUGCUGAACAUGUUCAACAACCAGAUAGAGGAGCUGCCUACUCAGAUCAGCAGCCUUCAGAAACUCAAACACCUGAACCUGGGGAUGAACAGGUUGAGUACUCUUCCUCGUGGCUUUGGUUCUCUCCCAGCCCUGGAGGUCCUUGAUCUAACCUACAACAACCUGAAUGAGGCCUCCUUGCCCGGAAACUUCUUCUACCUCACUACCCUGCGCGCACUCUAUCUCAGUGACAAUGACUUUGAGAUCCUGCCCCCAGACAUAAGCAAGCUGGCCAAGCUGCAGAUACUGAGUCUGAGGGACAAUGACCUCAUCUCCCUGCCUAAAGAGAUAGGAGAUCUGGCCCAGCUGAAAGAGCUGCACAUCCAGGGAAACAGGCUGACCGUCCUUCCUCCUGAGCUGGGUAACCUGGACCUAACGGGACCUAAGCAGGUGUUUAAGGCUGAGAAUAACCCGUGGGUGACCCCCAUUGCAGAUCAGUUCCAGCUGGGUGUCUCCCAUGUCUUCGAAUACGUCCGCUCCGAGACCUACAAGUAUCUUUACGGGAGACACAUGCAAGCUAACCCAGAGCCCCCCAAGAAGAGCAACGACAAGUCCAAGAAGAUCAGCCGCAAGCCACUGGCAGCCAAAAACAAGUGAGAGAGAGAGCGAGGAAGAGGAGGAGGAGGAGGAAGAGGAAGAAGAAGAAGUGUUGACUGCUUGGCUGGACCUCACUGCAUGUGCCUUCCCCGUGUU